AUGGAUGACAAGCGACUUAACGAACUCCUCAAAUGGAGUAUUGAGCAAUCAGAUGCCACCAGAAAUGACCCUGAUGCCCCAGCUCCCACCACACAACUCACACCAGAACUCAUGGCAUCGCUCAUGGGCGGUCCCUCUGACGCCGACCUUAUGAGGGCCUCUAUGGAUAUAAUCACAUCGGACGAUGCUGAGCAGGUCUCUCUUGACGACAAACUCAUCGCCUUUGACAACUUUGAGCAACUUAUCGAGGGACUCGACAAUGCAAACAAUAUCGCAAAUCUCAGCCUGUGGACCCCACUACUCGACCAGCUCAAGCAUGACGAGCGAGAGAUGCGCAAGAUGGCAGCCUGGUGUGUGGGAACCGCUGUACAGAACAACGAGCGCACCCAGGAGCGUUUGCUCGCUAUGGGAGGGCUUCCGCUACUUGUAAACCUAGCGACCCAGGAGGAUGAGCAUAACGAUGUUCGUCGCAAGGCUGUAUAUGCGCUGAGCUCAGCGGUGCGCAAUUACCAACCAGCGAUGGACCUCUUUGCCGAUGAGUUGACCAAGAGGGGUCACAAGACUGACAAGGUCGAUGCCACAAGCAUGGAGGCUGUCGACGAGGUGGUCAACGGAUUACGCGAGAAGAUCGGCAAGGCUUGA
Fusarium mangiferae is the source of this 642-nucleotide messenger RNA. RefSeq names its product putative FES1-Hsp70 nucleotide exchange factor. Gene Ontology annotation, molecular function: protein binding. The transcript has a single exon. The coding region runs from base 1 to 642 and encodes 213 amino acids. The record is from RefSeq and is a predicted model, not a curated record. NCBI's taxonomy places the organism in Eukaryota, Fungi, Ascomycota, Sordariomycetes, Hypocreales, Nectriaceae.